This is a messenger RNA of Pelagomonas calceolata, 2211 nucleotides long. Lineage: Eukaryota; Pelagophyceae; Pelagomonadales; Pelagomonadaceae. The record is from the annotation of a GenBank genome assembly.
AUGUUCGACGACGACGUCUCCGACGAGGACAUCAGCGCCGAGGCGCUGGCGGCCAUGUUCCGGCGGAGCCGCGAGAAGGACCGCGCGGCUUUGGAUGAUUUCGUGGCCACGGAGCGGUCCAUGCGGAGAGACGACAGCGAGGGCGCGGCGCGCGACCAGGCCGUCGUGGGCAUGUACGCGGCGCAGCGCCAGCGCCAGCGGAGCGCGCCCGACCAGGUCGCGCGGCCCGCGGCGCGCCGCGUGAGGAGGGCGCCGCCCCGGGCCCAACCCCGGCGGUCGCCUCCUCGAUUAGGGAGAGGCGACGACGCCGCCACUGUAAGUGUCGUGCCGCCGAAGGACGAGGCGACGAAGGAACUCGAGGACCGAUUGGAAAGGUGCCGCGCGGACCUAGCUAGAGGAAGGGAGACGCAGCGGCGGCUCGAGAGGAGUUUAGCGGACGCGGCGAGGAGAGCUGCGGACGUCGAGGCGCGCCAGGACGCCGAGGACGCGGCGCUCGACGCCUGGGCGGCGCAGCAGCGAAGUGCGGUCGCGAAGGAACGUAAAGGAGUGGCGAGAGAAAGGCGGCGGCCCGACGACGACGCCGUGAACGGGGACUACUCGUCGCGAGACGCGGAGAUCGAGGCGUUGAAGGCAACUGUGGCUCGCUUGCAGUUGCAAGGUGAUAAGCGGCGCCAGAAGUUCUUGCAACGGGAGCACCAGCUCCAGACGGCCUACGAGGCGCAGAAGCGGGAGGUCGACGACCUGACGGCGCGCGUCCGCGACCAGGAGGCCCUCGCGCUCGCUCCAUCAAAGCCUGUUCAAAAGAAGCGCCCGGCGGUGCGCGAGGCCCAGACGCCCGUCGCCGACAAAGAUGCCGAGCCGCCCUGGCGGCCCGUGCGGGGCCGCGAGGGGCUCCGCGAGCGGCGGUUGGGGGACGGGAGCCGGGAAGUAGCUUAUAGGAAUGGGACCACGAAGCGCGUCGACGCGGACGGGACGUGCGUCGUGCGCUUCGCGAACGGCGACGUGAAGACCUCGGAGCCGAGCGGCGCGACGAUCUAUUAUUAUGCUGCGGCGGACACGACGCACACGACGGACCCGCGGCGCCGCGUCGAGGUCUUCGAGUUUCCCAACGGCCAGGUCGAGACGCACUCCGCCGACGGCGCGAAGGACAUCCGCUUCCCCGACGGCACCACAAAAACAGUCCGCGCGGACGGCUCGACGUCGACGCGGUUCCCGGACGGGGUCGUCGUCGAGGGGGAGGCGUAGAAUUUUUACUUAGGCCUUGAAAUUGGCGAGUAGCUGGCGUGCACGUUCUAGGGAACCACGGGCAUCUUUCGCACGCGGGUGCCCGCUACCGAGCACGCGCCGCGUUCUCCGAUCGACGUCCUCGAGAAUCGCCACGGCCUCUUUAACAUCACGUUCAGUGGCGUUGGUGUCCUCCUUGAGGCAUUUGGCCAGGAGGAGACGAAGCGAGAUUGUGCUCAUGUGAUCGGGUCCCAGUUGACGCAUGUUGGGGAUCUGCUCUCGCAACAAUGCUUUGGCCUCGGCGAAGUGUCCUGACUUUCCAAGCGCGUUGACUAAGUUUUGGGCCGCCUACGCGACAUCUUUUUGACAAACUCGACAGGGCGGUCGAGGCCGCAGAGUCGAAAGGACCUUGGGCGUAUCUGAAGUUGUUCGUACCGGACAAAUAUACUGGAUUUGAGGAUUACCACGCCGUACCGAUAGCGACCGGUGGACUGGCGCUCGGCCUCGCCACCGCGUUCGCCUCGCGAUCAAUAAUUCUCGGCGCUGGCGUCGGGGCGCUCGCCGUGGCGUUUGUCGUGGAUAUUACUCGACCUUGCUGGGUUCGACUGUAUAACGUGAUAAGGCCCGCACCGCGCCUCGUCGGUGUGCCCGUCGCGGCCUGCAGCCAAGCGCACGUCUUCCCGGCGGCGUGGGCGACGCGGCUCGCGGACUAUCUCUGCAGGCACACGGACGUCCCGAAGGAUAUCGCGACGCACCGCCUGGCACGCGCUGAUGGAUUGGGCGUGCACCUCGUCCAGCCGCUAUUGUUCCAACACGUCGGCACGUACUCCGUGAUUCUACACCACGAGAAGAAUCCCGCGAACGUCGUGUCGGCGGGGUUUUCCUUGGACUAACUCGCGGCCACUCCUAGCAGACGAGUAAAGUAGCCCUGUGAUAGAACGCGGCAAUCACUCAGGCUCAGGCUUCGGCCAGGAAGCCAGGUGGCCG